CUGUGUUGCCCCCUGUCUCAGCCAGCACGGACGGAGUUGUUUCUGACAUUUGAAUGAAAAACAAUCUGAAUUGCUACCACUUUGGACAGAUGAAAUAAUGGCUUCAGCCUUGGAGCAGUUCGUGAACAAUGUGCGGCAGCUCUCUGCUCAAGGUCAGAUGACACAGCUGUGUGAACUGAUCAACAAGAGCGGGGAGCUGUUGGCCAAGAACCUGUCCCACCUGGACACUGUACUGGGGGCCUUGGACAUCCAGGAGCACUCCUUGGGCGUCCUGGCUGUGCUGUUUGUGAAGUUCUCCAUGCCAAACAUCCCUGACUUUGAGACGCUCUUUUCCCAAGUCCAGCUCUUUAUCAGUACCUGCAAUGGGGAGCACAUCCGAUAUGCAACAGACACUUUUGCCGGCCUCUGCCAUCAGUUGACAAACGCUCUUGUAGAACGGAAACAGCCAUUGAGGGGCGUCGGCAUUCUAAAACAGGCAAUAGACAAAAUGCAGAUGAACACAAACCAACUUACCUCAGUUCAUGCGGACCUGUGUCAGCUGUGCUUGUUAGCAAAGUGCUUCAAGCCUGUCCUCCCAUUUCUUGAGCUUGACAUGAUGGACAUCUGUAAGGAGAAUGGCGCCUACGACGCAAAGCACUUUCUAUGUUACUACUAUUACGGAGGCAUGAUCUACACGGGUCUGAAGAACUUUGAAAGAGCACUGUAUUUUUAUGAACAGGCAAUAACCACUCCAGCUAUGGCAGUCAGUCACAUCAUGUUGGAGGCCUAUAAGAAGUACAUCCUGGUCUCCUUGAUUCUACACGGCAAAGUGCAGCAGCUCCCCAAAUACACAUCACAGAUAGUUGGGAGGUUCAUAAAGCCUCUCAGCAACGCCUACCAUGAGCUUGCUCAGGUGUACGCCACCAACAACCCAGCAGAACUGCGCACCCAGGUGAACAAGCACAGCGAGACCUUCACACGAGACAACAACACAGGCCUGGUCAAGCAGUGCCUGUCAUCCCUCUACAAGAAGAAUAUCCAGAGGCUAACAAAGACUUUCUUGACGCUGUCCUUGCAAGACAUGGCAAGUCGAGUGCAGCUGUCAGGGCCCCAGGAGGCUGAAAAGUAUGUCUUGCACAUGAUUGAAGAUGGCGAGAUCUAUGCCAGUAUCAACCAAAAGGAUGGCAUGGUCUGUUUCCAUGACAACCCGGAGAAAUACAACAACCCCGCAAUGCUUCACAAAAUUGACCAAGAGAUGCUGAAGUGUAUAGAGCUGGAUGAGAAACUAAAGUCCAUGGAUCAAGAAAUCACAGUAAACCCGCAGUUUGUGCAGAAGAGUAUGGGAACACAGGAGGACGAUGUAGGCAGCAAAACGUCAAGUUACUCCUGAGGGCCAUGGACAGGGGAGAACACUGCCACCCUUCAGGUUCUCAUUGGAUGACUUUUUUUUUAAAGUGGAAAAACAUUCUAUUGAGUAUGGACAUUGGUCAAGGAAAAUCUAAAUGUGUGGAAUGAUAAUUUGGUUAUUUCUUUCACGGUGUCUUGAGGAAACCUAAACAAAAAAACAAUUUUGUCAGUGUUUUAUUUAUCAUUGUUCAGGCGGAAGAGCCACUGCUGCAUUAACAACCAUAAUAAUAAAAACUGGACUUAUUUGUUCAAAAGGAAUGUGUGAUAAAGCACCGUUUUUCUGUUGCAUGAUAUAUAUAUAUUUUUUGUUGAAUUUCCUUAUAGGAUAACAUGCCACAUUUGAGGAAAUCUUAAGUCUCAUGUUUCGAAGAUCAGUAAUUUCCUCGACCUGCUAGACAAAUUUUCUGGUUAAUCACAUGGAGAUUUGACAACAAAAACAAGGCUGGACUUCUGCCCAUGACCAAAUGUUGAGAGGAUAGUACAGCUUAAAAAAUAAAACAAUUGGUGCACUGUUUUUUUCCAUCCCCUAGAGGUCUCUCGUGUACUGUGUUGUACUGUAGUUUGCAUUUACUGCAGGUGGGAUGAGUUCUGAGCUGGAGUCAUACUUAUCUGUUAUCUGGAAGGACUCGAAUACAUUAAUUCAGUAAAUUGACACAAUUUUGGAUUAAAUGGAUCACAUCACA
Molecule: messenger RNA, 2069 nt
Organism: Salmo salar (Atlantic salmon)
Lineage: Eukaryota; Metazoa; Chordata; Actinopteri; Salmoniformes; Salmonidae
Gene: cops3
Product: COP9 signalosome subunit 3
Biological process (GO): ubiquitin-dependent protein catabolic process
Cellular component (GO): COP9 signalosome
Source: RefSeq, marked provisional